CCCAGCCUUCCCUACUUUUUUUUUGAGAAAAGGUCUCACUAAAUUAUCCAGGUUGGUCUUGAACUUGUGAUCUUCCUGCCUUAGUUGCUGGGAUUACAGGUGUGCUGCACCCGCCAGGCAGUUCUAUUAUUUUCAGAAGCUAGAAUCUAAUUUUUCUUUGCUCCUUCCCCACUCCCCCACCCCUAAAUACUGGGGAUGAAACCCAGGGGUAAAGUAACCGCUGAGUAAUAUCCCAGCCCAGCACUUUUUAUUUUUGGGUACUUAUUGAGCCCAAGGGUGCUUUAUCACUGAGUUACAUCCCCAGUCAUUUUUAUUUUUUAUUUUGAGACAGAGUCUCACUAAAUUGGCUCAUUAAAUUGCUAGGCUGGUCUGGAAGUUGCGAUCCAAGUCUCAGGGAUUACAGGAAUGCGUCACCGCGCCCGGAUCCCAGCAAUUAAUUAAUUAAUUAAUUAAUGUUUCAUAAGGUCUCGCUAAAUUGCCGAGGCUGACUUACUGGCCAUCUUUCUUAGUGUCCCUACUGAAUUACUGGUAUUACCGGUGUGGGUUACCACACGUUUUGUUUUGUUUUAAUAACAAACACAAAUAUGCCUAUUCACUAGUCGAGGUGGCGCACUUUGUAAUCUCUGCGAUUUAGGAGGCUGAGACCUAAGGAUCGCAAAUUCUAAAUCAGCCUCAGCAAUUUAGUGAGACUCUGAAUCAAAAUUUUAGAAAGGGCUUGGAGAUGUAGCUCCGCGGUAGGAGCACCCCUGGGUUCAGUCCCCAACACCCGUCCCGACACGAAUCUUUAUUAGGUGGGUUUCAGCCUUGUCUUAUAGAUGAGAAAACCAAAAUUUGGAGUGGAGCAUACAGUUGUCCAGCCUUACGUUUGGAAAGGCUGCCUCCAAAGCUAUAGUUAGCAAUCACCCGGGUUCGCAAGGCGCACCGCGGGUAAGGCGAAAACUUCAAUUCCCGUGGGGCUGUGCGGAAGCAUCGCGAUAUCUUCCUUAAAUGCGACGGCGGGAACGCAGUAUCGGCAGCUUCCUGUGCGUUUGCGAAAGCCGGAGGCGGUGAGGAUGGCCGACAACUGGGACAGCGAGCCUACUAUUCGCACGGUCCUGCAGCGCGUGCUGGAUAACGCGGAUUCGCGUACCCCGCGGCGACCCCGGAGUUCCGGGGCUGGUGCCCAGAGAACCCUACUUACAACAUCUUCCUCCAGGAGGCUGAGUAGCAGAACAAAGACAUCUGCCAAACAGCGUUCCCAUGGAGUCAGGUCUAUUGGCAGACUGGCCCACAUUCAAGUCAUUGGUAACCUAAAGGAACAGACACCCCGGACUCUGGUAGAGAACAUCCUAAUAACUGCAGCCCCCAAAUCUUCCAUCCUCACGCCAGAGGCCAUGGUGAAGCCAGUGCCAGCACUGCAGGUGGUCCAACCCUCCAGAAGGGAAAGCAGUCAGGGCAGCCUGGAGCUACAACUUCCUGAACUUGAGCCCCGGACAACCCUGGCUGCAGGUCUGCCAGCCUCUGACAGGAAGAAGCAGAGGUUGAGAUUGUCAGUGUUUCAGCAGGAAGUAGACCAGGGCCUGCCUCACUUGCAAGAGCAUCCUGAAAAUGCUGAUGCCCCAUCCCUUACCAGCUCCUUCAACCUGACUUUUGCUACACCUCUUAAGCCACAGUCAGUGAGGAGACCUGGUUUGGCUCGCAGACCUCCCCGCCCCCGUGCUAUAGAUGUGGGUGCCUUGUUGCAGGAUCUGCAAGAUAAUUCCUUGGCCUUGGCUCCUCCAGGUGACAGCCUUAAAACCCCUAUUGCAAAUCUGCCAUCGGACACUGUACUGGAAGAUACCCAGCCAUUCUCACAGCCCUUGGUUGGCUGCUCCCCCAGUGUACAUCGCUCUCUGCCCAACCCCUUUCCUACUGGUACUGAAGAUGCUGAGAGGACUACGGGGGAUAGGACACAGAGCAGUGGACCUGGGCUACAGAACCACAAAGUAAUGGAAGCAGAGGAAUCCCAGGAGACUAUGGAGACAGAGGAGCCAGAAGGAUCUUCAGAGGAUGAGAACACCUCUGACAGGCCAGCAAGUCCACAAUUGGCAUCCAGCACCCCCAGGUUCCUUCAGGCCAAGCGACUGCAUUCAAUUCUUGAGCCAGCCCCACCGCCUGAUGUUGCAGUCUUGCCUUCAGAGACUAGGGAGCCUGUGUCAGCCCGGCUUACCCCCAGACCCCGAACUGCUGGCUCCAGGCCCCGUCAAGAUUCCUAUAAGGCUGGACUGAACCACUAUGCAAAACUCUUCAGCUUCUAUGCUAAGAUGCCUAUGGAGAGGAAGGCUUUUGAAAUGGUGGAGAAAUGCCUAGACAAGUAUUUCCAGCACCUGUGCAAUGACCUGGAGGUAUUUGCUGCUCAUGCUGGCCGAAAGACCGUGAGGCCAGAAGACCUGGAACUGUUGAUGCGACGGCAGGGCCUGAUCACUGACCAAGUCUCAUUGUAUGUGCUUGUGGAACGACACCUACCCCUGGAGUACCGGCAGCUGCUCAUCCCCUGUGCAUUCAGUGGGAAUUCUGUCUUCCCUGUGCAGUAGUGGCCAGGCUUCAAUAUGCUGUCUCCCCACCUGAGGCCUCUUAACCCCACAUAACCCUCCAGCUCUCCUCCCUGUCCCCUAGCAUCAAUAAAUUGUGACAAAUAGAA
Molecule: messenger RNA, 2659 nt
Organism: Ictidomys tridecemlineatus (thirteen-lined ground squirrel)
Lineage: Eukaryota; Metazoa; Chordata; Mammalia; Rodentia; Sciuridae
Source: RefSeq, a predicted model, not a curated record